This is a messenger RNA of Theobroma cacao (cacao), 787 nucleotides long. RefSeq lists its product as uncharacterized. Gene Ontology annotation, molecular function: fatty acyl-CoA hydrolase activity. The record is from RefSeq and is a predicted model, not a curated record. NCBI's taxonomy places the organism in Eukaryota, Viridiplantae, Streptophyta, Magnoliopsida, Malvales, Malvaceae.
GUGGAGUGGUGUGGUGUGCCGCCUGUCUUGAAAAACUUGACUUGAUGGAGCUCGACAAUCGUGUGAGACGGGGCAGCCGAAGAGAAUGGACUUGGAAACAGUGAAGAAAUACUUGGAGAAAGGAGGUGGCGACAACGACGACGAAAACGCCCCAACCAUCCAUGGCUUCCCUUCCAGAUUCUUCGAAAAUUUCAUUAUGCAAGGUCUCCGCGUGGACCUCAUCGAAAAGGGUCACCUCCUUUGCUCUAUGAAAGUCCCUCCACGUUUACUGAACGCUGGUAAUUUCUUGCAUGGUGGAGCCACGGCAUCUCUGGUGGACAUGAUUGGUUCAGGGGUUUUAUACACUUAUGGAGUUAGUUCCAGCGGAGUUUCUGUUGAAAUUAAUGUCACUUACUUGGAUUCUGCUUAUGUUGAUGAGGAAAUUGAGAUAGAGGCUAGGGCAUUGCGUGUUGGGAAGACUGUUGCUGUUGUCAGUGUUGAAUUUAGGAAGAAAGAAACUGGGAAAAUUGUUGCACAGGGGCGUCAUACUAAGUACCUCCCUGUCCAAAGUAAAAUGUAAAUGACAUUUAUGGCCGAAUGGUCAUCAUCACAUAAUUCCUACAAUUUAAUUCGCACUUAAGACAUGCUUUUAAUCAGACAGGUUCAGUAGAAUUUCAUGCGGAGUUACUAGUUGCCUGCUCCUGAUUUUCAGUGCCUUGUAUUGCACAGUUGUCUGAAACUGUAUUACUGUUAGAAUUUGAUAUCAGUUCCACCGGACUUGGAUAUUUUCACUAGUUGAUUUUCAAUU